UACUGAAACGACUUACCGAUGAAGAUUCUCAGUUACUCUUCUUCAAUGGAGUUUCUUCACCAGAACCUUCUCACUUUCACUUCUUCAUUCCGCCGGAAUAAUCCAGACCCAGAGCUAGGGUUUCAUCCUACUCAAAUCCCAUCUUUCCAAAUUCAUUCCCAAAGGAAAUGGAGCCGGCUCGAACAUUCCCAGCCUCCGAAGAACCUUCCACAUCUUCUGCAGCAUCCGCUUCUACAUCUUCUCCUCCGGAAAUGUACGAGGAAGAGGAGACGGAAAGAGACCGAGCAUCACAGGUGCGUCCAGAUCAUUCGACCGUAUUUUAUAAUGUAGGGUACCCGACAACAACAACUGGUUACGAUACAUCAGGAAUAUACGGAGAAGACACUUGGUCAUGCAUCAUCGUUCUCCUUACCUUCUGGUUCUUCGUUGCAACGACUCUAAUUUUGGGUGUAUUUGGAGCUGUCAACUUACAACUUACACCAAAUUCUUCAAUAUUAAUCAAUGUAAACCCUUGGUUUGUGGAGAAUAUAAAGGUGGAACAAAUAAAUGAGGCUAAUUCUGGGCCAGUGUUGUAUGGAUUAUAUAACACUCCUGUUCUUGAUGUUGUUAAGAUUUGGUCGAAGAAUUAUACCAACAUUCUUCUAGCAGGCUCUUACAAGGAGUGGGUAUAUAUAUUGAAUGAAGGAUCUCAAAUUAAUAUAUCGUAUAGCGUUACCUCCUCCAGCGAAUUAUCUGUAAUCCUUGUAGUUGCUAAAGGGACAGAAAGCUUUGAUGAAUGGAUUGCUGAUCCCACUUAUCCCAAUAGUACCUUAUCAUGGAAUGUCGUUAAAGGAAAUGGUUUCAUUCAGCAGUCUAUUCCCUGGACAUCAACUUAUUAUGUUGCAAUAGGUAAUUUGAACUCUGAAGAAGUGCAGGUGAGCGUAAAUAUUAGUGUAAAGAGUUAUUUGUACAAUACAAGUGAGGCUUACUACAAGUGCACCGUCGCUCAUAGAAGUUGUAGUUUGAAACUGUUUUUCCCGAGUGGAAAUUCAGCUGUACUGGCCUCUCCAUACGAUCAGGAAAGUUUGUCUGAUGAUUGGUAUGUCAAACUAUCGUAUGGACCGAGGUGGAUAACUUAUUUUCUUGGCAUAGGGGGAAUGACGUUUCUCAUGUUCUUGGGCUUACAUUUCAUAAACAAGUGCCAAUAUAGGCGUCUAGACAGAACGUUUCAAUUUACUGAGGCUAGAGGAUCGGAGAGAGCUCCAUUGCUGACACGUAAAGAUUCUGAUCUGUCUAGUUGGGGUUCUUCAUAUGAUUCUGUCUCAGACAAUGAUGAAGAACUCGAAGAAGGUCUCAUUGUAGGACCUGAUGGAAAGCCAGUAAGGGAUGGGGAGUAUAAUGGCAAUGUUAGACGUCUUUGUGCAAUCUGUUUUGAUGCUCCAAGAGACUGCUUCUUCCUUCCUUGUGGGCACUGUGUUUCUUGUUUCACAUGCGGAACAAGGAUUGCAGAGGUUGCAGGUACUUGUCCGAUCUGUCGUAAGAACAUAAAGAAGGUGAGAAUGAUUUUUACUGUAUGAUUUAAUUGUCGGGUUUUUCUCCAUUCGACCAAUUGUGUAUCUAGAGCUCCCCAUUAUUGUUUUAUUUGGUUCCUUGCUAAUGAAUAGCCAAAAAAAGGAAUGAAGAAAGAAUGAUAAGUUACA
Molecule: messenger RNA, 1679 nt
Organism: Impatiens glandulifera
Lineage: Eukaryota; Viridiplantae; Streptophyta; Magnoliopsida; Ericales; Balsaminaceae
Product: E3 ubiquitin-protein ligase APD2-like
Exons: 10
Coding region: 168-1556 (462 amino acids)
Source: RefSeq, a predicted model, not a curated record